GCUGGAUGAGCGGGAGAAGUUGCUAGAGUCCCUUCGGGAGAGUCAGGAGACUUUGCUGGCGACACAGAGCCGGCUCCAGGAUGCCCUGCAUGAGCGAGACCAGCUCCAGCGCCACCUUAACUCUGCCCUCCCCCAGCACCUCAGGCUGAAACUGGCUUCACCUGGAGAAAAGGAUGGCCUUUGAUGCAGGAAAACCCCGCCUUAGUGGCCAGCUGCAGUGAGCCCAGGCAGCCAGCAGGUGGCAGCCGGUACUGGGCAGGACGCUUCCCCUUGGCUGCUCUUCACCAGGGUGUGUUCUUGGAAGUGGUGGGUGGGGACGACAGAGAGCGAAGAUGGGAGAAGCUUUAGAGACAAUCUAGUUCACCUCUCAUUGCACGGAUGAGAGAAACAAGAGGCAUCCCAUGGACAAUUAUAGACAGAACUGUGACACUUCUCUUAUUCUCCUCCGUCAGCACAACUAGUAGCGAUUACAGUCACCCUUUAUGGUAUCUCUGUAUGCUGAGCACUUUGCAUGGGGUUUCCCUCACAUAACUCUCACAACUGUGAAUUUGGUGCUAUUAUCACCAUCACCUCUAUUAUACAAAGGAUGAAACUCAACCUUGAGGAGAUUGGUGAAUUGCUCCUGACCGCCCUGCCUGUAGGGGAGCCGCCGGGGUGGAGGAGGCGUCCCUGAGGAGCCGGAGUGCUCCUCUGCCCCUCGCACGUGGGGAGAAGGGCCAGAGCGGGCAAGGUUCCUGCCCAGGCUUCAGAAGUGUCUGCGGGGCAGAGUCUUACGAUGCUUUCUAGAUGGGAAUAUGGAUCCCUGGUGAGGAACUGGGGUGAGAGGUGGGCCCAUCCUACCCUCACUGUGUUUGGCUGCUGCUGCUGCUGCUAAGUCUCUUCAGUCGUGUCCGACUCUGUGCGACCCCAUAGAUGGCAGCCCACCAGGCUCCGCCGUCCCUGGGAUUCUCCAGGCAAGAACACCAGAGUGGGCUGCCAUUUCCUUCUCCAAUGCAUGAAAGUGAAGUCGCUCAGUCUUGUCCGACUCUUCGCGACCCCAUGGACUGCAGCCCACCAGGCUCCUCUGCCCGUGGGAUUUUCCAGGCACUGUGUUUGGAGCCCUGAACAAACCCUGGGAUGAAGGAACCACCUGCCUCUAGGGAGCUCAUACACUAAAAAGGAAAUAGACAAGAACUCAAACGACAGGAAGAGUGUGGAGGAACAGAAAAGGGGCUCCAGAGGACUGUUAAAAUCAUAUCAGUGGUUCAAAUAGGGGCCAGAUCAUUGAUCUUCAUGGCAGCCCUUGAGGGACGACUGUCUCUUUCGGAUUACAGGUUCAAAGAGGUUCGGCAUUUUGCCCAGGAUCACAAAUGGGUAGAGCUGAGAAUUGAUCUUAACUCUGCACUGGGAGCUUCACGAAGACAGGGAUCAUGUCUUUCUUGUUACUGUGCCUCCAGGGACCAGCACAGGAGCUGGUACAUGGAAUUUACCACCUUAACCCGGGAGCUGAGUAUGUGUCGGGAGCAGCUUCUAGAGAGGGAGGAAGAGAUAUCAGAGCUGAAAGCAGAGCGGAAUAACACAAGGUUGCUUCUGGAACAUCUGGAGUGCCUGGUGUCCCGCCAUGAGCGGUCACUGAGGAUGACUGUGGUGAAGCGUCAGGCUCAAUCACCAUCAGGGGUUUCCAGCGAGGUGGAGGUGCUGAAGGCUCUCAAGUCACUGUUUGAGCACCACAAGGCCCUGGAUGAGAAGGUGCGAGAGCGGCUCCGGGCGGCCCUCGAGAGAGUGACCACUUUGGAAGAGCAGCUGGCGUGUGCCCACCAGCAGGUGUCUUCCCUACAGCAGGGGGCAGGGGUUCGGGAUGGAGUGGCCGAAGAAGAGGGGACUGUGGAGCUGGGACCAAAAGGCCUGUGGAAGGAGGACGUGGGCCAGGUUGAGGAGCUGCAGGAGCUUCUGGAGAAGCAGAACUUUGAGUUGAGCCAGGCCCGGGAGCGACUGGUCACCCUGACAGCAACUGUGGCUGAACUGGAGGAGGACCUGGGCACAGCCCGCCGGGACCUCCUCAAGUCGGAGGAGCUGAGCAGCAAACACCAGCGGGACCUCCGGGAAGCUCUAGCCCAGAAGGAGGACAUGGAGGAGCGGAUCACCACCCUGGAGAAGCGCUACCUGGCUGCUCAGCGUGAGGCUGCAUCAAUCCAUGACCUCAACGACAAACUGGAGAACGAGCUGGCCACUAAGGAAUCCUUGCAUCGCCAGUGUGAGGAGAAAGCCCGAUAUCUGCAGGAGCUACUGGAGGUAGCCGAGCAGAAACUUCAGCAGACAAUGCGCAAAGCCGAGACGCUGCCAGAGGUGGAGGCUGAGCUGGCCCAGAGAGUUGCAGCCCUCACCAAGGCUGAAGAGCGACAUGGCAACAUUGAGGAGCACCUCCAACAGCUGGAGGGACAGCUGGAGGAGAAGAACCAAGAGCUGGCGCGGGUGCGCCAGCGGGAGAGGAUGAACGAAGCCCACAACAAGCGGCUGUCAGACACGGUGGACCGGCUGCUGAGCGAGGCGAAAGAGCGCCUGCAGCUCCACCUCAGAGAGCGCAUGGCAGCCCUGGAGGAGAAGAACACGUUGAUCCAAGAGCUGGAGACCUCCCAGAGGCAGAUUGAAGAGCAGCACCAUCACAAGGGCCGCCUGUCUGAAGAGAUUGAGAAACUGCGCCAAGAGGUGGACCAACUGAAGGGUCGAGGAGGGCCAUUUGUGGAUGGCAUCCAUUCCAGGGCAUACACGGGCAGUGCGACGGAUGUGCGGUUCUCCCUGAGCACAGCUGCCCACGCAUCCCAAGGUCUGCAUCGUUGUUACCCAGCACGGCGGGAACAGUCUGCCAAGGACUGGGAGCCAUCUCCACCGCCUGAGGUGCUGGUCCCGACAGCCACCCCUGCCUUUGACAGUGACCGUGAAAUCUCUGAUGUGGAUGAGGAUGAACCAGGGGGUCUGGUGGGCUCCAUGGAUGUUGUCUCCCCCAGCAGCCACUCAGAUGCCCAGACCCUGGCCAUGAUGCUGCAGGAGCAGCUGGAUGCUAUCAAUGAGGAGAUCAGGAUGAUCCAGCAAGAGAAGGAGUCCACAGAGCUCCGUGCUGAGGAGCUGGAAACUCGAGUGACUAGUGGCAGCAUGGAGGCCCUAGACCUGACCCAGCUGCACAAACGAGGUUCCAUCCCCACCUCUCUGACUGCCUUGUCCCUGGCCAGCGCAUCCCCUCCACUCAGCGGCCGUGCCACACCUAAGCUUACCUCCCGCAGUGCUGCCCAGGACCUGGACCGAAUGGGGGUCAUGACCUUGCCCAGUGACUUAAGAAAGCAUAGGAGGAAGCUGCUGUCACCAGUGUCUUGGGAAGAGAACCGAGAGGAUAAAGCCACCAUAAAAUGUGAGACUUCUCCUCCUUCCUCACCCAGGACACUGCAGCUAGAAAAGCUUGGCCACCCAGCCCGGAGCCAGGAAGAAGGCAAGAGUGCUUUGGAGGAUCCAGGCAGCAACCCCAGCAGCAGCAACAGCAGCCAGGACUCCUUGCACAAGGGUGCCAAGCGCAAGGGCAUCAAAUCAUCCAUCGGCCGCCUGUUUGGGAAGAAGGAGAAAGGCAGGCUGAUCCAGCCGAGCCGGGAUGGACCCACAGGCCAUGUUGUACUACUAACAGACUCUGAGCUCGGUCUGCAGGAGCCCAUGGUGCCUGCCAAGCUGGGAACCCAGGCAGAAAAGGACCGGAGGCUGAAGAAGAAACACCAGCUGCUUGAAGAUGCCCGGAGAAAAGGAAUGUCCUUUGCCCAGUGGGACGGCCCUACUGUGGUCUCCUGGCUAGAGCUCUGGGUGGGGAUGCCUGCUUGGUAUGUGGCAGCCUGUCGGGCCAACGUCAAGAGUGGCGCCAUCAUGUCAGCCCUAUCAGACACAGAGAUCCAGCGAGAAAUUGGCAUCAGCAAUGCCCUGCACCGUCUCAAGCUCCGGCUGGCCAUCCAGGAGAUGGUGUCACUGACCAGCCCCUCUGCCCCGCCCACCUCUAGGACUUCUUCUGGGAAUGUCUGGGUCACCCAUGAAGAGAUGGAAACUCUGGCAACAUCCACUAAAACAGACAGUGAGGAGGGAAGCUGGGCUCAGACCCUGGUCUAUGGGGAUAUGAACCACGAGUGGAUUGGGAACCAGUGGCUCCCCAGCCUGGGGCUCCCCCAGUACCGCAGCUACUUCAUGGAGUGCCUCGUGGAUGCUCGCAUGCUGGAUCACCUCACCAAGAAGGACCUGCGGGUCCACCUGAAGAUGGUGGACAGCUCCCACCGAACCAGUCUUCAGUAUGGCAUCAUGUGCCUGAAGAGGCUGAAUUAUGACCGGAAGGAGCUGGAGAAGCGGCGGGAGGAAAGCCAGCAUGAGAUCAAGGAUGUGCUGGUCUGGACCAAUGACCAGGUAGUUCAUUGGGUCCAAUCUAUUGGGCUCCGGGACUACGCAGGAAACCUCCAUGAGAGUGGUGUGCAUGGCGCUUUGCUGGCCCUGGAUGAGAACUUUGACCACAACACACUGGCCCUCGUUCUCCAGAUACCCACACAAAAUACCCAGGCACGCCAAGUUUUGGAGAGAGAGUUCAACAACCUGUUGGCUUUGGGCACAGACCGGAAGCUGGAUGAUGGGGAAGAAAAAGGACUCCGCCGCGCGCCCUCCUGGAGGAAACGCUUCCGCCCGCGGGACCCGCACGGCCGCGCCCCGCUCAGCGCCGCGGCCGACACACUCCCGGCAGCCUUCCGCACGUCCGCCGUGGGGCCCGUGCCGCCUCCACCCCCGCCGAAGAAGAUCAUGCCUGAAGGUCUGGACUGCACACUCCACCGGAGACCAGGACGCAGCACCAAGGGCUGGGGUGGCCCUUCCAAGGAAAGGGAGCUUCAGACUUAUUGCUUGAGUUACUUGGCAUUCUGGUUUCUGUCUGUCUCUUGGAUGCACUAGAUGGUCUACGUCUGCUUUUGGCACCCCCACCAUUUUCCCUCCCCCGACUCAUCCGCACCUUGUAGCUGCUGCCUCACCUUCAGGACCUCUUUGGGGGCUAGGAGGAGAUGUAGACGGCCCUAUUCUUCCUCAGGAUGAUGAACCUGGGAAGAAGGAAGGCUCAGAUGGAGAUUCUAGGCCCUGGUUUAAGUUGAAUCCCAAACAUCAACAUAAGCAUGGGGAAAUUCAGCCCUCCUGCCCAGUGAGAGGUUGCAGGCAGGUCAGCUAGAGGGAGGUCCGAUGUCCUGUGGUAGCUCUAAGCCCAAGUGGCAGUGGGAAUUGCCUCCUGCCCCAGCUCUAGGGUAGAGCUGCUGCUGGGCUGGUGGGAGAAGGAUCUUGGCUCUGGGGCAGAACAGAGCUAACCAUGCGCUGCCAGCUAUGUGCCCAGUAUUUCUUCCCUUGAUAUCCCCCUCUGACCCACUUCUUUGAUAACCCCAGCCCUUCAAAAAUGUACCUAAUGAGUGGAUUGAGUAUAUAUUAAUACGUUGACCUUAAAAUCUGGUUUGGGAAAAGGGUAAUCUGAGGCUUCCUCCCCCUGAUCUCCUAGCAGGAAAAUAAAGCUUCCCCUUUAGUGAAUCAUGUCCUAGGUCCAGGAAAUCCAGUGUUGUUGAAGACUGCCAUUCUCCUGCUUGUCCCCAAACUGUCACGCUUCAUUCAAGGUGCUUUUGGUGUGCAGGGGCUGCCUCCAGAAAUUCCUGAGACCUGCCCAGUCUCAGUUGCUUGCCCCAGCAGCAUGGUGGCAUCUAGGGCUGAGGGAUGUAGGUCCUGGUUUGGUAGGAAUGUCAUUUCCAAUAAAUUCUCCUUCUUCACCCACAUACUCCUCCUGUCAAGAUGCUUGAAAGUGUUUGGAACCCAAAUUUAGGGUGAGUUGAUGGAACCCAGAGCUGCUUCUAGUGAGAGGAGAGGAAAAGUACCUGGGUCAUGUUACCUGGAGAGGGGCCAGUGCAGUGCCAAUCUUCAGGUGGCUGAGCAGCUAGUUUGCAAGCUGAUGAUUUGGGUCUGAGUAGGGGCUAGUCCAGCAGGUCGGAUGAGGGGUCAGAACCCCGUCUAGAAGGAGUGAUGGAGCCUGGGGCAAUGCCUCACUUCCAGCCUUCUGCUGCAGAGUGCUGGGGCUGGGUGGGCUUCCAUGUGUCUGGGCAAGAUCCUCACCUGCCCUUGCUCUCAUUGUUGCCUGCCCUUCCUGUCUGUCAGGCCACUGGCAGUGGAGCUGGAGGUGUUCUUGAGCAGAAAACAAGUCGGAUGGAGAGAAAGAGCCCCGGUCUCUGGGUAAUGCAUGUUAAGAUUAUGGAAGAGCCCCAGAUUCCUGUGAUUGAUGAACUCACAGUUGGAGACCAUAAGGCCAUCUGAUUGCUUCAGGGAACUCUGAUGGGCUGGCUAAGUGGGAAAUUCAGUCCCAGCUUCUCCUCUGCAACUUAACCCUAUCUUAAUUGGUUAUGUCAUAAGGCAGCAGCUAGCAGGAUCCAGGUCUGUUCAGAGUAUCUUGGGAUGUAUUUCAGCGAAGUUAUGCAUACAGUGAUGGAAGGUUCUUGUCUUGGUGUAUCUUCUGCCUCACCAUCAAUAUAUUUUUUAUCUGGAGAGUCACCAGUGACCCAUACCGCAGCCCCCCCCCCCGCCCCCCCCCCCAGCUUCCUGUGUCUUAUCAGGUCCCUUCUCAGCACUGUACUGGCUCCAUGCAUCAAGAAUGGGUGGAUGGGUGGGUGUAUAUGAGUGUUGAGUGUGGGUGUAUAUAUACCAAUAAAUAAACUGGUCUUGAGACAA
Cervus elaphus (red deer) is the source of this 6732-nucleotide messenger RNA. It is a transcript of the gene PPFIA4, whose product is annotated as PTPRF interacting protein alpha 4. Gene Ontology annotation, cellular component: presynaptic active zone. The coding region runs from base 1273 to 4935 and encodes 1220 amino acids. The record is from RefSeq and is a predicted model, not a curated record. NCBI's taxonomy places the organism in Eukaryota, Metazoa, Chordata, Mammalia, Artiodactyla, Cervidae. Gene Ontology annotation, biological process: synapse organization. The transcript has 30 exons. Gene Ontology annotation, molecular function: protein binding.